AUGCAAGACUUUCAGGAUGGUGUCGUUGGGAAUAUGAAAGAAUUUUUGCAACAAGGCAGGACCUUACCCUGGGCAGGCAUGCCCAUCCCCUAUGAAGAGAUGAGAAGCUUACCCCCCAACUCCAUGUUGGCGGGUUACCCUUUCCCUACUGCUCCUCCCGUGGAUCCAUUUGCCAAAAUCAAAGUGGAUGACUGUGGAAAAACUAAGGGAUGCUUUAGAUAUGGCAAACCGGGCUGUAAUGCAGAGACUUGUGACUACUUCCUUAGCUACCGGAUGAUAGGGGCUGAUGUGGAAUUUGAACUGAGCGCUGACACAGAUGGUUGGGUAGCAGUUGGAUUCUCUUCAGACAAGAAAAUGGGUGGUGAUGACGUCAUGGCCUGUGUCCAUGAUGACAAUGGCAGGGUCCGCAUACAGCACUUCUAUAAUGUAGGCCAGUGGGCAAAAGAGAUUCAGAGAAACCCUGCCAGAGAUGAAGAAGGAGUCUUUGAAAACAAUCGGGUCACCUGCAGAUUUAAACGCCCUGUGAACGUUCCCAGAGAUGAAACAAUUGUCGAUCUGCAUUUGAGUUGGUAUUAUCUGUUUGCUUGGGGUCCAGCCAUUCAGGGCUCUAUCACCCGACAUGAUAUAGACUCACCACCGACUUCAGAGCGUGUUGUCAGUAUUUACAAGUAUGAAGACAUUUUUAUGCCAUCGGCUGCCUAUCAAACCUUCUCUUCUCCAUUUUGUUUGCUUCUCAUUGUUGCCCUGACCUUCUACCUGUUGAUGGGAACUCCUUAA
Molecule: messenger RNA, 777 nt
Organism: Puma concolor (puma)
Lineage: Eukaryota; Metazoa; Chordata; Mammalia; Carnivora; Felidae
Source: RefSeq, a predicted model, not a curated record